UAUCUACACUUCAUCAGCCAUAUUGAAUUUUGUUGUGCUUCGAAAACAUUGUGAGCACGUGGAUUGUUGGAUAAAAUUUAGUGAAAUUCGGUAGUAAUAUCAGUAAACUUAUCUUUUAGGCCUGUUUUCAUUAUAUCAUUGAAAAAGUGGGGACAUUCUUUCUUGAAUAUUCAAAUUGUUUAUAAAAGUGGCUCUUUACAAUGGCCCCUUGUCGUCAAUUACUUAUGUGGUCAGUCCCAUCCAUAGCUGUUUUAUUGGGAAUAUUUUGGUUCAGAAAAAAGAGGGAAUAUGCAAAAUCUGACCCGGGUGGAAGAGAAAGGAUAAAAAGUUUGAAAGAAGAGCUUGCAGAGGCAUUGAAUGCUCAGGCUGAAGCUCAACGAACAUCUCCUUUGGGCAAAGCAGAGCGUUCCAUUAUUAAGUCGGCUCCCAUUGACAUUAUUCCAAAUGGAAGUAAUUCCCAAAGGUCUUCCCCAUUAGAAUUGACAGAUGAAGAAGUUGAUAUAGAAAUAGAAAAAAUUAUUAGGAAAAAAUCUAUUGAAAAGGAAAAACAAAUGUCAGCUGGUUUUGACAAGUUUAACUCUGUGAGCCUAUGCUCUAAAGAACCAUCAUUCAAAGUUAAACAGAAGUCAUCUAACAUGUGCUCUACACUCCCAUCUGUAGUCACUUGCUGUAAAAAUAAUAUUGAUCAUUCCCCAGUAAUAAUUAGGGCAGGCGAUACAAAUAUUGUACAUUCACAGGAAAUGCCUGGAAAAUCAGAAGAUAUAUUUCUACAGCAAGAUAGUACAAAAUUGGAAACAAUUGCAUCCGAAGUUAAUACAACUGAAGAUAGCACUGUGGGUGACACUGAAGAUACAAAUAUUAAUAAUAAUAUAAAUGUAGUUGAUGAACCUAGUAAUAGUAAUAAUGGCAGUGAUAACAGAUUUUCCACAGCACAAAAUAGACACAUCUCAGAAAGAGAUUCUGCUAAUCAUAGUCCUGUGGACCCAAUGCUAGCUAGUCCAUCAAUGUGUCACUUCUCUGACAAUCACAGCGAGGGUUCAAGUGACAGUGGUAAGGGCUGUUCUGAAGCAGCCAGCCCUCCUCCUGCUAAUUUAAAUAUGGUCCCUUCUGAAACUGCACUUAGAAUACAUCAAUUUGUUAUACCUCAGAGCCUAGUUGGGCUCCUAAUAGGAAAACAUGGUUCAUUUGUAACCCAAAUUAAAGCUAAAACAGGUGCAAGUGUGUAUGUAAGAAGACAUCCUGAUUCUGUUAAACAGAAAAUAUGUGCUGUUGAAGGAACACAGAGUGAAAUAGAAGCAGCUAUAGAAAUGAUCAAGGAAAAGUUUCCUGAAAAGAAAUUCCCGAACUUUUCCUUACAAGAAAUUAGUGCAGAACUCUAUCAAAGAUUGGUGCCACUUGUACCUGAGUUUCUGCAACUUGUGGAGUCUGUGAACAAUGACACCAUAAUGACGUGUCUGGUGAGUGCAGGACACUUCUUCCUACAACAACCUCUUCAUCCAACUUUCCCGUCUUUGCACGCACUACAUCGUCUCAUGGCAGCAACAUAUCAGAACCCAGAGGUUCCAUCUUUACCUCGUCCUGUCAAAGAGGGUUCAAUAUGCGCUGCACCAACAGAAAAUAACUGGUAUCGUGCACAAGUUAUUUCAACAUCAGAGGAGAAUGACACAUCAGUUGUGAAACUGGUGGACUUUGGCGGUUACCUGACAGUGGACAAUGAUCAGCUCAAACAGAUUCGAUCAGAUUUUAUGACAUUACCUUUCCAGGCAACAGAAGCCAUUCUUGCUUUUGUGAAACCAGCUAACAAUGAACCUGAGUGGAGUGGCGAGGCUCUCCGCAUCAUGGCCGGUCUGACAGCGGGACAGCUGUUACAUGCCCAAGUAGCCGGCUACGACGAAGCCGGCCUCCCACUUGUACAUCUCUACCUCACUCUACACCCACAGCAAGUAAUAUUUUUGAAUAGAGAGUUGGUGGACCGCGGUCUAGCGGAAUGGGACGUUCCCCCGGACUCGUGAGCGCGGCCGGCAGUGCUCGCCGCGCCAGCCGGCUUCACUACUUACGUGUUAAAUACUGUAAUGACGCUGAUUAGUUUUAUGGUAUUGCAUUUUGUUUGACACAAUGUACAUAUUUUUUACAUUAGAGACUCAAUAACCUUGCUGGCUACUUUAGAGAAGGAAGCUAGGUCUCUCAUUGUGAGUUGUUUACUUUAGUCUCACAUAUUAUUUAUAUGACUUGUGACGCGUAGCUUAUAAAUUAAUAAAUGUUUCCCUUUUACUACUUAUUUCAGUUGUUAGUUUUGUAUAAGUUUUAAUACUACAAGCGAUAUUGACGCCUGCAAGUUAAUUUCGUAUUUAAACUCCAUUUGUCUUUACUUCCAUGUCAAGAAUUUUAAACAUACAAUAAUACGCUUAUAAAAAAAACUAUAAAUCGUAGACUAUAUGCUACAAAUGUUACGUAGAUGUAGACACGUAAGAACAUUCUUAUUGGAAUAUAAAUAAACCUUUAGGAGGAUAAAACUGAUCCUGUUUUUAAAUAUAUAAUAGCAAACUUGUCAAUGAAAAGUUCAGGAUGCUCAUUAUAACUGAAGAUCUAUUACUGUACUUUGUUCAGUAAUCAAUAGCAGCAGCAAGCUUGAUAUAAACUAAAUCAAUGAUGAUUCGGCUACAUGCCAAAUAAGAUGUGCCUUUGGAAAUUACACUUUUGCAGCUAAAUCACCUAACAUGUGAUGUAUGUACUUACAUGAAAUAUUAUUUGUCACAAGUAUAUUGAUUCAAUGAUUCAGUUUAUACAUUUAAGUAGAAAUUGGUUGUGACAAAAUAGUAUUUUAUGGAUAAUUCAUUAAAUGGUGAAUCCAACUCCCAAUUGUUUACUAUUUGCGGAAGACUGAAAAUGUAUAGUUAUGUACAGUUAAUGCUAUGUAUAAAAUAUGUGUAAAAAAGUACAAUAUUGUGUGCCCGAAUACUGGUAUGAUGGAUUUGAGUUUACAUGUUUUUUGUUAUAUUAUUUGACAAGAUGACUAGAAUUGUGCAGUGGAAAUACAAAAGGUAGCCUAACUUACCUUGCUGACUGAUAGAUAAUACUUUCAGUUGCAGAAUUAAAACUGCACUUUUCUAAACAACUUGUUGAUAAGAAGCAUUUUUUUGCAGUCAGUAUGUGUAUUUCUUUUCUUUCAGAUGGCACUAAGAAUCGGCAUUAGCAUUCAUGUUAAACCGAGGACUAUACCUAAUGAAGCUUUGUGGUAAUUCUAUAAAAUUGUUGACUUAUAAUGAGCACGUUGAUCAUCCUGACAAAAACAUAUAGAUUUAUUAGUGUACAUAAUAGAUUUAGUGUGAUAAAAGCGAUUUGAUAUUUCAUUGUUGUAGUAAAUCCAGUAUUUUAAUACAUAUUAUGUUGAAAAAUAGUGUUGGUUUUAGUGGUAAUGUGUCUUGUAUGAGUAUGCUAAUUAUUGUGUAGUAAAAUUAUAUAUAGAGCCCGACUAAAACAAGUCGAAACUUCAUAGCUUAUCUCUAUAAUGACUCGACAUACAUUAAUGACCAUUUCUAAUACAAUCUCCAUUCAACCAAAAUGUUCCAGUUUAUCAUAAUAUACUCGUAUAUUUUCACAUGCUUAGCUAGUGGCUAAGUCAGAGCCGCGUGGGUCGAUCAAUCGUAAGGCUAAGCAACGCUUGGCACACUCGUGGAUGAGCGCCAAUCUUGUCAUCACGAGUUAUUCCAUGUUUCGGAAGGCACGAUAAAUUGGUAGGUCCCGGCAAUCAUUUGAACAUCUUUGGCAUUCUUAUGCUGGACUGCCCAGUGAGAAAGUAUGACAGCCAGUUUUAGCGAGGGAUACCAGGUUGCCCGGCUUUAGGAGAUCAUAUAGGCAAUUGCUCCAUGUAAAACAGUAGUACUAAACUGUAUCCGGUUGCACUGGAAGCAGACUCCAACAUAAUUGGGAAAAGGCACAUGAUUUUAGGAGCUUGAAAAUUUAAUAGUGGUCGUUUAUCAAACUUCUUGUCGAGUUGCUUAUUUCUGAUGAAGGUAAACAGCAUACCAAUAGACUUUCGUCAGGCUCUAUUUAAUUUUAAGUUUUUUUUUUCUGGGAAGUUUUAGUAUGUUAAUUCUGUCUCCAUUUUACAGCUGCAAGUCUGCUGAUUUUAGAUUUAUUUAUGGGACACCAAGCCGAUUGCGGUAACUGGAUACAUCUUGUUCUUCCAUCUAUACCUUAGUUUUGAUGAUAUUAAUCAGUUGGUGUACUUACUGAUUAUACAAACGGAUGGUUUGCAUUUUGUUUACUUCACUGUGUAUAUAACUAAUAUAAUGCAGUUAAUUUAAUACAUUGUUUUAAAAAUAA
This is a messenger RNA of Helicoverpa zea (corn earworm), 4326 nucleotides long. It is a transcript of the gene spoon, whose product is annotated as A-kinase anchor protein 1, mitochondrial. The transcript is spliced from 8 exons. NCBI's taxonomy places the organism in Eukaryota, Metazoa, Arthropoda, Insecta, Lepidoptera, Noctuidae. Bases 201 to 2012 code for a protein of 603 amino acids. Gene Ontology annotation, molecular function: RNA binding. The record is from RefSeq and is a predicted model, not a curated record.